CGAACUUAAGAAUUUGAUCACCUUGGAAGUCUAAGAAAAUCUGUUCCUUCUUAGAUUCCUAGUCUAUUUUAUUUGUACGCCACCGUUCUUCCCCUGUAUAAAUAUGGAUGAAUGAUUAUCACCAAACCACAUCUGCAGUGAUCCUUCUUCCCUUGUCAGCUUCCUUGGCAUCAUUAUCUUCUCAAGGAUCUAUAUCGAUUAAGGUUGUGUCUUUUAUCUUCUCAAGGAUCUAUAUCGAUUAAGGUUGUGUCUUUUAUACAGCAUCAUUAUCUUCUCAAGGAUCUAUAUCGAUUAAGUAUGACUUUUCCUAGCAGAUCUCCUAACCACAAGGGCGAUUUGAAAAAAAACUGUUCCUAUCCGCCAGAAUCCCAAAACUCGAGGGGAUGGCUGCAAACAGUGUGCCACCAAACGUCCAUCAGCUAUCAGAGAUUUCCCACUCAACCUUCAAAGAGCUAACAAGGUUGACAACGUUUCCAUCCCUAAUGCAAACAUGAAUACCGGGGAUAAAUUGACAGUAGCUAUAAGUGAAGACGAAAUCGGAAGCGUCAAUGCUCUAGCUAGAAUUGCCUGUUCGUCAACUGAAUACACUCCUGCUACGCCUUCCCCGAAGCCAGCAGCACAGCAGCGUCUGCCAUUUGAAGACGAUCCUUCCCGUCCAGCCUUUUACAGAUCGACUGGCUCUGCGGUGACUAUUGGAGACUCUGCCAUCCAGAAUCCUACCGUCGCUCGUGGUAUCAUGCUCUCCAGCAUGCUUCCAGUAGAUCGCCAUUGCUACGAUCGUAUGACCGACAUUCCACAAGCUCUUGAUCGUGCAUCACAGCAUUAUGCCGGUCUUUCACUCGUCCGGCGGGUCGGAGAACUCCAUUAUGAGGUCUUAGACAAGAAAGAGAAGGCUCAUGAACUUACCUUGUACCAACUCCAGCGUGAGAAUGAUAAGUUGAAGCGCCAAAUCAAGGACUUCCAUGCAAAAAGUCGUGAGGCCGACAAUGCUUUGAAUUUGAUGCGUAAGCAACGCGAUCGCGCCUCUUUAAAGCUGAAGGACUUGGAAGUUAUGUUUUUGUUCCUUCCAAUGCUGAAAAGGUCGUUGAUGGCGUCGAUGAUAUGCACUACGACCCGGAAGAGGAGUAAUACCGUGAAGAGUAGUUGUCUGCGCUUUUUCAGAAUUUUUUCUGUCAUUCUUCUUAGGCUAGCAUAUGAACUUAGGCAUCCAGUUUGAUGUUUCAUUAUCGCGCUCCUCAUUAGCUUUGUUUAUUGCGCUCCUCAUUAUUGUGCACCAAGGAGUACUUUAUUAUUUUCACAAGGACCUAGUGACCAGUCACUUUUAAUUUGUUUCUUUUUCCCUUCUUUAAUGGAAUGGCAGCUUACUUUC
Papaver somniferum (opium poppy) is the source of this 1369-nucleotide messenger RNA. RefSeq lists its product as uncharacterized. Bases 491 to 1216 code for a protein of 241 amino acids. The record is from RefSeq and is a predicted model, not a curated record. Lineage: Eukaryota; Viridiplantae; Streptophyta; Magnoliopsida; Ranunculales; Papaveraceae. The transcript is spliced from 4 exons.